GUUACCGACCAGUGUUUCACCUCGUGACGUCAUAGCAGGUUCAAAAAUUUCUGAUAAUAGGUUGUUUCAAAUCAAAACUUCUUUUAGAGAUAGGCCCAACAAGAAAAUUUUCAAGCAACGGCAGUUAUUUGCUGGUUUAAUUCUUGAUUUGAAAAUGGUUCUUUACAAUUUCUGGAUCAUGGAUGUUUCGGUGAGCGCUUUGGUCUUUCUUAGCGCAAUUUACGGCGAAAAGAUGCGGCGAAGUGGACAAUGGAGUAACCCUUCGAAGAGCGACGAAACAGAUAGUCAAGAAAACAAAACGGUUGAAAAUCAAGUUGCCAAAGGCGCAGAACUUAAACUUCCACAGUAUCUACUGCUGAACUUUACUUAUUUCGCUGCGAUGGGGCUGACAGUGGUCGUCCUCCAAUAUUACCCUUCCGUAAUGAUAUUUUUACAGCAUGUCGCUGUCGUGAGCUUCAUUAUGAUCGCAUUUGCCCAAUGGCUGCCUCUGAAGCUGGGUUAUAUACUGGGCAUUUCAUUCGGCGCAAUUUGGCUUUUAUCAGUACAGACCGAAUUCCGAUGGAUUAUCAACAAUAUUAUCAUCGCCAUGUUUGCGUUCUUGGCCAGUCACGUCCAAUUUAGGAACUUUGCCUUUUUACAGAUUUUUCUUUGGACGGCGCUCGUUUAUGACGUCUGCCUUCUUGCUCGAAUGAACCACUCCACUCCACAAGUCCUUAGCAUCGGGGAUUGCGGAAAUCUGCUAUGUCAGUUAUUUGAAAUGAACAGCGCCUGGGAGCUGCCUUCUGUGUUUACAGUGCGCUUUGGCGAGAAUCAAACACACGUCUUUCUCGGAACAGGAGACAUAAUCAUCGGCGCUAUAGUUGCCAACUUCGCCAUGUCGUUUUUCAAGUCGCCUCGGUGCCUCGUCGGAGUAGUUGCAAGUUAUUCGGUAGCGAUCGCAUUCUUGAGUCAAGUGGAUACCGACAGACCCUAUCCAGCACUGAUUUCAAUUGUCCCGAUGUGUUCUGUGUCACUAGUUUGUUGCGCGGUUGCCUGCAAAAAAACGAAACGGUUAUUUUCACUGUCCUGCAAAGAAAACUCUGAUCUCCGUGAUGAGGAUAUUCUAUUAAUUUGAUCUGUUUUAAGGGACAAUUCGACGCUAUUUUUCAUCGAAUCAGUGAAAUUCAUCCGAUUGUUUUUGAUACUGGGUAAAGAAUAUUUUGUCAACUGAGGAACAUUGCCUUACGUGAAAUCGAUAGAAUCUUACAUGAAUUGUUCGUCCAAUUUAAUUUAGUCAUUUAAGCUCAGGAGCCACAAAGAUUUUUUUUCUGUUAGUAAUUUAGUAAUAAUUAUAUAUGGCUGUUCAUUUGUAUAUUUCUUUUGAAAGAUUAGCGUUCAUUAAUUUGACUUUUUGUUCAGCGGACAGCUGGAUUUGAAUAAUUAAAAGUUCGUGUAACAUCAAGAAAUCAGUUAGAAUACCGUGUGCUUAAACUGAAAUAACAAAAUCAUAAUCUAAAAGAAAAAGGUAAAGACCAAGUACUGCGGUGUAAUAUUUAAGAUUAUUGUAUUUUCAUUGUUAAUCAUUUCGAAUUAAGCCGAUUUGAAGAAUAAAUAUGAUAUAGACUUUUCAGUGAGUUGUC
Molecule: messenger RNA, 1619 nt
Organism: Orbicella faveolata
Lineage: Eukaryota; Metazoa; Cnidaria; Anthozoa; Scleractinia; Merulinidae
Cellular component (GO): membrane
Molecular function (GO): aspartic endopeptidase activity, intramembrane cleaving
Source: RefSeq, a predicted model, not a curated record